Elephantulus edwardii (Cape elephant shrew) is the source of this 474-nucleotide messenger RNA. Its product is annotated as peroxisome proliferator-activated receptor gamma-like. The transcript is spliced from 3 exons. Bases 1 to 474 code for a protein of 157 amino acids. The record is from RefSeq and is a predicted model, not a curated record. Gene Ontology annotation, biological process: regulation of lipid metabolic process; positive regulation of transcription by RNA polymerase II; negative regulation of inflammatory response. Gene Ontology annotation, molecular function: nuclear receptor activity; zinc ion binding; RNA polymerase II cis-regulatory region sequence-specific DNA binding. NCBI's taxonomy places the organism in Eukaryota, Metazoa, Chordata, Mammalia, Macroscelidea, Macroscelididae. Gene Ontology annotation, cellular component: nucleus.
AUGGUUGACACUGAGAUGCCUUUCUGGCCCACCAACUUUUCCAUCAGCUCUGUGGAUCUCUCGGUGGUGGAUGACCAUUCACACUCCUUUGACAUCAAGCCCUUCACCACGGUGGAUUUCUCCAGCAUUUCUGCUCCACAUUAUGAAAACCUUCCCUUCACAAGACCAGACCCGAUGGUAACUGACUAUAAGUAUGACCUGAAGCUCCAAGACUAUCAAAGUGCCAUCAAAGUGGAGCCUGCUUCCCCACCUUAUUACUCUGAAAAGACUCAGCUCUACAAUAAGUCUCAGGAAGAGCCUUCCAGCUCCCUCAUGGCAAUCGAGUGUCGUGUCUGCGGAGAUAAAGCUUCCGGCUUCCAUUAUGGAGUUCAUGCUUGUGAAGGAUGCAAGGUUAUUUUGUCCUGUUUAAUGUAUGUGUCUUUAAAACAUCAUAGAAAAGGUGACACUCAUCACCACCCGGAAACGAAGGGCUGA